Messenger RNA from Aedes albopictus (Asian tiger mosquito), 1968 nucleotides. RefSeq names its product pickpocket protein 19-like. The transcript has 9 exons. Gene Ontology annotation, biological process: sodium ion transmembrane transport. Gene Ontology annotation, cellular component: plasma membrane. Bases 1 to 1500 code for a protein of 499 amino acids. Gene Ontology annotation, molecular function: ligand-gated sodium channel activity. The record is from RefSeq and is a predicted model, not a curated record. NCBI's taxonomy places the organism in Eukaryota, Metazoa, Arthropoda, Insecta, Diptera, Culicidae.
AUGAAAGCAGCCAACCAAGUCAUCCGACUGGCGAAUGUCGCCAGAAGUAAUCAUCUGGAGCUAAUCAAGCGAACCGACUCCGGUAUGACAGCCGUACGGGGCAGACUACGGCCUGCCGCCCGAGGAGUUCAUCCAGUCAAGAAUGGCUCGUUCCGCCAAAAGGUGAUCACAGCGCUAGGAAUUCAAGGUAUAGAGCACGUGUUUGACCGGCGGAAGCAUCCACUGGAAAGGCUUCUUUGGAUCAUCCUUGUUGGAAGUGCCAUGUAUGGUUCGUUCUUCAUCGGCAUGUACCAGCUGGACCAUUUCUAUGCCAGUCCAACCGUUACACAGUUUGACAAGAACUACCGAGAAUGGGUUGGAACAAUGCCAGCGGCGACGUUUUGCUUCCGAGACCGUUUCGACCGUGCGAGGGCCAUCGAUUAUAUUACAACACGCUACAACUUGUCCAAAACGGACGACAUCGAGCGCAUCCUGGCCCUGUUCCAAGCACUUGUCAACGUAACCGUGUCGGAUUUCAGCGCAUUAGCACCGUUCAUGACCAUCAGCGAGCAGAACAACUAUGCCAACAUUACGUUGUCAUUGCUGUCGGCGCCACUACUGUUCGAUGUUGACAUCCUGUCGGUGGUCAGUGCUGUGCAUCCGCGUCACGACGUGGCCAUAAACAGUUUCGAUCCUGCCUACAAUGAUUUGCCAAUUAAGCAGGUUAUAACCGAACGUGGGAUCUGCUACACGCUUAACGCUCCGCUUUCCCGACUUCAGUACACCCGAGAAAAUGGUUACAAUACCAUCUCAAUCAGCAAAAGUAAAUGUUUUCUAGCAUUAAUUCGGUGUUGUGUGCACUCUACUCGACAGUACCUACUGCAUUCCCCGUACGAGCUGGCCACAAGCGACGUCCAAUUUGCUGUAAUGGACGAAACCGACGAACUUGUCGCUUCCUAUAUGGUGCUGGAAACAGUGGCCAGUGAUAGACUACGGGAUUUAUCGGUGAAACAACGGAGCUGCGUUUUCCACGAUGAAAACUACCAAGGAUUCCAGUUGUACAGCUACAACCUUUGCGUGAUGCGUUGUCGAGCGGCCAGGGCUUUGGAAUUUUGCCACUGCAAGCCACACUUCUAUCCUUUCAUAGAUGGUCCCGCGUGCACUAUCGAUGGAUUGCGUUGCCUGGCGAAGCAUCCUAGCUGGCAUGAUAAGCAGCCAUGUCGUUGUCUGAAGCCCUGUACCGAAAUUGUGUACUACGUCAUGAGUGCCACCAGAUCCCAUUGGGCUACAGAGGGAGGAAUUCCAUUCAAGCAGAAGGCUUCGUUCCGAUGGGAAAUGAUUCAACCAAAAACAAGACUGCGACGAGAUGUGCUAUUCACUUUUGAGGAUUUACUCGUAUCGUUUGGCGGUGGCAUCGCUUUGUUUGUCGGGAAGGAUAUGAUGGCGUUUGCCGAGUUUCCGAUAUUUUUAAUCACGGAAGCAUUACGGCGAACUGCUGCUUCAAUCCAGAGAAGAACAUAAAAUGGAACAUAAAAUUGAGCCUGCAUGUGCAUGAACAUGAUAGUGGAGUGUUCAAAAACCGGACGGCCGAUCUCGAACAAUCUGAUAAUAAUAAGAUUAACCCGGGAGCGGUCGCGUCGUGUACUGAGUACACGCACCAUGAAAAAUGCACGCUUAUGAUACACAGCGUGAACGUAGUGCCGUUGCAGGUAGUCGAAGACGCGACUGCUCGAGGGUUAAUAAAGGUACAUGCGCGCACCCAUUUCCAUUACUUCAGAGGGAAUGUUAGGAUAUGUUUAAACUCUUGAAACUCUUGAAUCUCUUGGAAAAUUAUUGGGUAUACAUUCCCAAUCGUUAUAACGACCAUUAGACAUUCGGCAUUCAUAUUGCACAGUAUUCAAUUUUCUAUGAAAUAACUACAUUUGGUAUAUGUAUUUGUGAUUCGUCGAAAAUGUGAAAUCAGACCCAUAUUUUUUAUUUCGAUCAAUU